Molecule: messenger RNA, 5602 nt
Organism: Trichomycterus rosablanca
Lineage: Eukaryota; Metazoa; Chordata; Actinopteri; Siluriformes; Trichomycteridae
Gene: itga6b
Product: integrin, alpha 6b
Exons: 26
Coding region: 91-3264 (1057 amino acids)
Biological process (GO): cell-matrix adhesion; cell-cell adhesion; cell adhesion mediated by integrin
Cellular component (GO): external side of plasma membrane; integrin complex
Molecular function (GO): integrin binding
Source: RefSeq, a predicted model, not a curated record
UUCAGCCACUGUUUGCACUGCCCGGUUUAAGACGGAGACAGAGAAGAGCUAAAGUAUUGGGAUAUCACUGUGAGUUGAUCCCGACUCAGCAUGGCGCUGUACCGGACUGUACUUCUGUCUCUGUUGUGUUUAUUGGAGUGUGCAGUAAUUUCCGCUUUUAACCUGGAUACGGCCAAUGUGAUCAAGAAAACUGGAGAUCCCGAAAGCUUGUUCGGUUUCUCACUCGCCAUGCACCGACAACUCGUUCCUAACGACAAACGAAUGUUGCUGGUUGGCGCACCCAAAGCAAAGAAAUUGCCCAAUCAGUUGUCAGAGAGAACAGGGGGCUUGUAUAACUGUGAUAUCAACUCUACCAGCUCUGCCUGCCAAAGAGUGAACUUUGAUGAUAAUGAGGACCCCAAUACAGAAAGCAAAAAUAACCAGUGGAUGGGCGUCACUGUGCAGAGCCAGGGACCCGGUGGCAAGAUUGUGACGUGUGCCCACCGCUACCAGCGACAACACUUUCCCAAAACCCCGCAGGAGUCACGGGACCUCAUGGGACGCUGUUAUGUGCUCAGUCAAGGGCUGAGCAUUGACGAGAGCACAGGUGAAGAGGGAGGAGACUGGACCUUCUGUGAGGGUCGUCUCCGAGGUCACGAGCGUUUUGGUGUCUGCCAACAGGGUCUCUCUGUCACUUUUACCAAGGAUUACCACUACCUGGUGUUUGGUGCACCCGGUGCCUUCAACUGGAAAGGUGUUGUACGCUUGGAGCAGAGGAACAGCACGUUGCUUGAUCAGGGUAUUUAUGACGAUGGGCCAUAUGACGUCAUGUACAGCACCGCUGAGGAAUUAGACCAGGUGGCCGUCCCUGCCAACAGCUAUUUAGGAUUUUCUAUUGACUCUGGUAAGAUGCUAACGAAGAGGGGUGAGCUGAUCGUGGUUGCUGGAGCUCCUAGAGCCAAUCACAGUGGGGCGGUGGUCAUGCUGAAGAAACAGCCAGACACAACCCCACAGCAGAUGGUCACAGAGUACAUCAUCGAAGGGGAAGGAUUAGCCUCAUCAUUUGGCUACGACCUGGCAGUGGUCGAUGUAAAUGCUGAUGGUUGGCAGGAUCUUCUAGUUGGAGCACCUCAGUUCUUUGAGAAGAAUGGCGACACCGGCGGUGCUGUCUACGUCUACAUUAAUAAGAAUGGAAAUUGGGACAAUGCUGUCCGAACCCGAAUACUUGGAGCCAAAAACUCUAUGUUUGGGCUGGCUAUAGAGAACCUUGGUGACCUCAACCUGGAUAGUUUUAAUGAUGUGGCAGUAGGGGCACCGUUUGAUGAUGAAGGCGCAGGGAGCGUUUACAUCUAUCAUGGUUCGUCCAGAGGACUCCAAACUGACCCCACACAGGUGCUUAAAGGAAAAAACCACAACAUUAAGAUGUUUGGGUACUCCAUAGCUGGUAACAUGGAUUUAGAUAUGAAUCAGUAUCCCGAUGUGGCUGUUGGAUCUCUCUCGGAUACUGUAGUCGUGUAUAGGGCCAGGCCAGUGGUAAAUAUAGAAAAGACGGUCACCACUGAACCCAAGGAUUUAGACCUGACCAAGAAGAAUUGUGAUGAGAGCAUAUGCCUUCGGGUGAAGACUUGUUUGAAAUUUACUGCAAACUCCAAAAACUUCAGCACCACCAUCAAUGUGAAAUACACCAUCAAAGUGGAGACAAAGAGGAAGAACCAAGGACUUCCAGCUCGCGUUGUUUUCUUCCCACGUGCCCCCACUGACACUGACUACGAGAGUACAGGAGUGGUAGAGCUUAAAAAGCCAAACGUAGAAGUCUGCGUCCCAAAAACACUCAAACUGCAGGACAACUUGAAGGACAAGUUAAGAGGAAUCCCCGUAGAGGUGAAUGUGGAGAUACGGAAGGACAAACGCAGAAAGAGACAAACCUCCCCCACCACACUCAGCCCUAUUCUUGCUGCCAGCCAGCCGGCCCUCGCCGAGGUGAAUUUUGUGAAGGAGGGCUGUGGAAGCGACUUUAUAUGCAAAAGUAACUUGAAGUUAGAUUACAAGUUCUGCUCUCGAGAGCCCAAUCAGGACGUCUUCAACCCACUGCCUGUUCAAGAUGGUCUUCCAGUCAUUUCUCUCAGCGACCAGAAGGACAUCGCGCUCGAGGUGACAGUGUCCAACCAGAAUGGAGACGAUGCGUAUGAAGCAGCUCUGACCGGAUUGUUCCCCGAUUCCCUCUCUUACGCUGCCUCUCGCACCAAGACGGCUGAUAAGCAGGUCAUCUGCGUGGCCAAUCAGAACGGUUCACAGGCAGACUGCGAGCUGGGGAAUCCAUUUAAAAGAGAUUCAGAGGUCGUAUUUUACAUUAUUUUGAGCACUGGUGGGAUUUCUUUGGAAACCACUGAAGUUGAAGUUACACUCACACUCCAAACGACAAGCGAGCAAGCAAAGCUUAAAGUGACAAAGAGGGCUAAAGUCAUAGUUGAGCUGUUGCUGUCACUGUCUGGGUUGGCUAAGCCAGCUCAGCUGGAAUUCAGCGGAGAAGUGAAAGGAGAGAGUGCUAUCAAAUCAGAGAGUGAGAUUGGCAGCCAGAUUGACUAUGAAUUCAGGGUGAUAAACUUGGGAAAGCCGCUGAAGUCAUUUGGCACGGCUUUUUUAAACAUUCAGUGGCCAAAGAACACAGCAUCACAGAAGUGGCUGCUAUACUUGACAAAGAUCACCACCACCGGUGUGGACAAUAUUGGCUGCAACAGACCUGAAGAGGUCAAUCCACGCCAGUACCAACUCGAGUCGUCAUCGGCCAGACCCAAGCGCGAUGUUAAUGAUGAACAAAAUCCCUCGGGGAGUGGAGGAAUAUUAUCCCGCUUUCUGGACAGCAGAAAAUCAACAGUCUUGUCGUGUGAUGAUGGAGCUUCGUGCAUAACGUUUAAGUGUCCUCUUCAAGGGUUAGACAGUAAUGCUGUCAUUGCACUCAGAGCUCGUUUGUGGAACGGCACCUUUCUUGAGGAUUUUAACCAAAUGAAUUACGUUGACAUCCUGGUGAAAGCAUCGCUCAGUCUGGACGCUACCGCUAAAAAUGUAGUGCUGCCAAAUAAAGACGCACAGGUACGAGUGACCGUGUUUCCAGUACGCAAGGCAGCACAGAUUGGAGGUUUAGCUUGGUGGAUCAUACUGGUAGCAAUAUUACUGGGGCUGCUGCUGCUGGCAUUACUUGCAUUCCUGCUCUGGAAGUGUGGUUUCUUCGGCAAAAGCGACCCCAAAAAUGAACCUGAGAAAGAGAGACUGACUGCAGAUGCAUAGAGGGAGAGACAGAAUCUCUCUGGUGUGGAUUUUUCAAACGUUCCAAAUAUGAUGACCAAGUUCCAAGUUACAAUGCUGUGCGGAUAAAAAGAGAAGAGCGAGCACAUCCACCCGGAAAACAGCCGACCUCUGGGGAGAAGAAACAGUGGAUGACCAACUGGAACACAAAUGAGAGCUACUCAUAGCCCUAAGCUACAACUUUUGCUAGUGCACAUUAGCAAAUUGCUUUCAACCAGCAAACCAAAGACAUCUUUUUUACUUCAAGACGUUAAGCCUUCAAGUUGAACUUCUGAUUGUAAAUAUUACAAUGUUACAAAAACAUUUUUCAGAUAACACAUAAUUAGCUGCAGUGUGAGAUGUAUUCCCCCUUUAAUUAAAAAUAUAAAAAUGCACUGAUAUGUCAGUAUAUUUAAAUUUUUUAAAUACCUAGUAGUUCUUCAAUGAAGCAUUACUUAAUGUUUGGAUGCAAAGGCAGAAUAAACUACGAUUAAUGUAACACUAAAACACUAAUUGCGUCAAGCUUGUUUCAGUAAGUGUUUCACUAAUAGAAAUGUCAGAUGAUUGUAAUUUUUAAGUUUGGCAUAUUGGUUUUGUUACAUGGUACUCAAACACUUUUUUGUAAUAUAUACAAUAUAUACAAACAUACAAUAAUAAGCAUAAAGAUGCUUAAAUGUUAAAAAAUUAUUGAGGUGAAAAAUAUAAAUUUUACUACAAGUAUACGGUUAAAAACUAAAUAUUAAAAGCUACAUAUUAAUAAUCAAAUUAAUAAAUAAUAUAAUAAAUAAAUAAUAACUGUACCUGGAUAAAUGAUAAAAGGUGCUCAUAUGGGUCAGGGAGAUUUGACACAAUGUGCAGUGAACAUGGUAAAAAAAAAAUAUUUUUUACUAAAUACAAAUAGGUUUUUUUUUUUUCUCCAAACAUAAUAAUAUAUAAUGUAUAAAGUUAUUAUAUAAUACAUAGUAUAUAAAGUUUAUAACAUAUAAUUUAUUUGGCUAUAUGCACUGGAAGUAAAUUAAAUAAAAAACAAAAGUGUUUGAAUACUCAUAGAACGUCAUCCUAUUUACCCCUUCAGAUACUGUUAGCAUGCAUACUUCACACACCUACGGGCCACUCGGGUCAAAUCAUGUCCAUGUUAGAGCUGAACAGUGGGGAUCUAUUUAACUGCCUCUAUUUCAGAACUUUCUCUGAUCCUACAGUAGCUAAAUCUAGAACUGCUCGCUUAAAAAAAAAAAAAAGCACUACCAUUUCCUGAAUGCAUGUUCACGCUUAGAAAUAAGAAUAAAUGCAUUCUAGCAAGAACACCGGGGUGAUAAUGUUUCUAUUAUGAUUAUGAUUGACAAAAUAGGAACUUAUCAAUUAUCCAACUUUGGUUUUUAGUUCAGUUGUGUUUGCCAAUUAGUAGAGAUUUGACUUUAUUAUUUACACAGCAUUAUAGAUGGCAUAGUAAUGCUGCUUCUGUCUCAAAUUCGAACUGUAAUUGUUAAUUAAAAGUUCAUGAAGUAUUGCAAUCACUGUUAAGUCCACAAGUUCUCAUCAUGGAUCACUAAACACAGUCCAGUACUAUUGUGUACAAUAUCUAGCUUUGUAAAAAACAUACAGACAGUAAGUGUUUUAAUAAAGCUGGCUUGUAUUGUAGUAUAGCAUAUAGGUUUAAUAAAAAAUCAUAUUAUAUGAUUUCUGGUAACUGUUCAGUUCUAGUCUAGAAACAAUCUAUGGGAAAUGUUUGCUGUAUUUUACAGUUUCAUAAGCACAUAGAAGUGUAGAAGUGUAUUUACUUAAUAACAGUUUUGAAAUGUCUAUUUAUUCUUGUUGUAUUUUUUUUGUUACAAGCAGGCCAAAGUUCCUUUAUGCUUCUUAAUGACUCUUAAGCGUCUCAAUGCAAGAAUUCUUUUUUGACUUUUCAAAAACUUUUUUGUAUUAUUUGGAUGAAUGUAAAUAUAUGUCUUAACUCUACAUGAUUGUUUUGUGAGAUAGGGCUUUUGUUAUUUUUAUUAUUAAUUGUAAUAAUGGGUACCGAUUGCAGUUUCUCAUUACAUUUUACACUGGUCAUAAUUUCUGGGUUCUACUGUAAAAUAACAAGAAUUUAUUAAUGCAUUCAAACACCACUUUAUAAUGAACAGCCUUGCAUAUAACUUGGUUAAGUGUUUUUGUUACAUGACUGACUAUAUUGGGGGGUUUAGCCAUAUUAAACCACAACUGACUGCUGAGAAAAUAUUGUUACAAGAUGUAAUGUGAGGUUAUUAUUAUAAAAAAAAAAAAAACUGCUGAUGGAUGAAUUUAAUCUUACAUUUCAGUUGAAAUAAUUCCUAUUUUUGUGUCAUUUAGCCAACAAACAAAA